AUGAUUCAAAACUCAGCUACUCAAAAGACUCUAUCUAUUAAUAGUCCGAAGCAUUUCGGAACAAUAUUCAAACGCAACUUGACUCUUGAAGAUUAGCGAUUAAAGUCCAUCUAUCUCAAGGAUAAGGAAACCAUGUUUGAAGAAAUUUAGUAACUUAAACAGGAAAAGAAUAAUCUCAUUCUAAGUCUGCGCAAAUAACAAUCCUAAUUGUAAUACUUCAAGAAGGAGGUAACUUAGUUUUAGCGAGACGAGGCAAGUCCAACAUAUAAUUAUACAAGAUUGAAAUAGAGUUAUUUAGAGAGAUUGGCUUCAAUUCAGGUAUUUAUUGGAGAGUCUAUUUAGGAAGAGAACUAAAAGUUGAAAUAGGAAUUAGGUCAGACUCAAAACUAUUUGAAACAACUCAAGAACCCUGUUGAAUAAUAGAACAUCGAUAUUUAUUGCAUGCAAUUGUCUGAUGACAAUGUACAUCUCACCAAGAUAUUGGAAUAAUUCGAAAUCAAAAAUGAUGAACUUUAACAACCUUAGAAAAUGAAUAAUAAACUGACCAUCAAAUUGAAUGCACAAAAUAUGUAAUGUCAGAAACUCAGAGGUUUGAACCAGCAAUUGCUAUUGGAAAUCGAUAUUCUCAGAAGAAAAAACAUCUCCUACGACAGCAAACCUUCACAAAGAGACAUUUAGAAGGUCGAUGAGAAAGUUUUGAUUGAAUUGGAACAAGCCAAAAUUGACAUAAGGAAUUAUCAAUAGAAAGUUAAAAAUUGGGAGAAUAAAUACAACAGUUUAUUAGUGGAAGAUCAAGAAAAGAUCGCCUACUUAGAAAAAAAAAAUAAGGAACUUUAAAAGUAAGUCUCUAGUUUAGAAUUGCAAAUUGAACAAGAAAAGUAAUAGUACUAAUAGAUGCAACAAUAACAAUAACAACGGUUCUUGAGAAGAACAGUUGUAUUGAAAAAUCCUUAAUUUUUUGAUGAAUAGGAAUAAAAGAAUAAUGAAAAUGAAAUUCAAAUUAAAAAGAAUAUCUUAGUAGAUAAAAAUGAUGUUUUGCCUAUUGCUAAGAAAGUACGUCUAAGAUUGAUUGGCCUCAAAAUGUCACUCAAUGAUGUGGAAAAGUACCUUUUGACAAGUGACAAUUUGACCUUCAAUUAAUUAGAGGAAAAUUUACAUUAAAGUAUAUUUGGUUUGGAAGAUUCGAAUGAAAUUCACAUGUUAGCAGCCUACUUAGCUGAUAUUGAAGAUGAAAAUGAGAGUACUACAAGUAGUAGAGUUAGAAGUAUAUUUAAAACAUUGAUGGAAAAUUACAUCAUUUUAAGUCAUCAACAAUUGGAUACCAUCAAUUUCACUAUUAUGAACAAAAAAUAGGAAAUUUAAGAGGUUUUGAUGAAGAAGUAUCCUGAAACAUUUACUAAUGGAUUCAUGAAAAUUGAAAUUUACCUUGACAUACUAAGUCAAUUAGAUAUACAUUUUAGUAAAAUAGAAAUAGAUCAUCUCUAAGCUCUAAUUACUAAAUAAAAUCGUUCUCCUAGAAUUCUUCUAUAAUAAAUUUAUGCUCCCUUCUAUAUCCCAGAAAUUUAAUUAAAUAGCAAUCCAAACAUAGACGAUGACGAAUUGGCAAAUCCACUUAUUGGUGAAAAUCCAAUGCUGUCUGAGAAUCCUUUAUUCUCUGAAAAUCAAAUGUCUGUAUCUGUCGAAGAUCAUGAACAAAUGAGCCUCCUAGAUAUCAAAAUGUGUAAUUCUCAAGAGUUAAAAAAGAAAAGCUAAUCUGAAUUGCCCUAAGUUUGA
Molecule: messenger RNA, 1773 nt
Organism: Paramecium tetraurelia
Lineage: Eukaryota; Ciliophora; Oligohymenophorea; Peniculida; Parameciidae
Exons: 3
Source: RefSeq, a predicted model, not a curated record